This is a messenger RNA of Eurytemora carolleeae, 1187 nucleotides long. It is a transcript of the gene Ccm3, whose product is annotated as programmed cell death protein 10-like. The record is from RefSeq and is a predicted model, not a curated record. Gene Ontology annotation, biological process: regulation of Golgi organization; positive regulation of MAP kinase activity. Bases 30 to 665 code for a protein of 211 amino acids. Lineage: Eukaryota; Metazoa; Arthropoda; Copepoda; Calanoida; Temoridae. Gene Ontology annotation, molecular function: protein kinase binding. Gene Ontology annotation, cellular component: Golgi apparatus; FAR/SIP/STRIPAK complex. The transcript has 7 exons.
AAAAUGUUUUUUUUUUAUUUUUCAGAAAAAUGACUGGUUUGGUUCAGGACUCCCCUGUAUCAUCCCUUGUAUUUCCGGUUCUUAUGAGACCAAUCCUGUCAAAUCUUGAGAAACAAGAUGUAUCUGCAAGUCAGACAAUCAAAGCUGCCUUAUCUAAGGUGGAGCAUGCCCAUCCUGGUAUAACCUACGAGCUGGUGAUGGGUCUGGUCAGGAAAGCGGAUAUGUCGGUCAACAUGAACGAGAGCAUUCUUAGGCUUCAGGGGUCCGUGAGUGAUCAUGACAGCAUGGAGUAUAGGUCCUCAAGGACUGAGGAACCAUUUCAGGAGUUGAACCGUAAGUCUGCAUCCCUGAAAAAGAUCUUGUCCCGUAUCCCGGACGAGAUCACGGAUCGUCGAACCUUUCUCGAGACGAUCAAAGAGAUUGCCAGUGCGAUCAAGAGGCUGUUGGACGCAGUCAACGAGGUGUCCCAGUAUAUCCCGGGGGCCCAGGGCAAGCAGGCUCUGGAGCAGCGAAAGCGUGAGUUUGUUAAAUAUAGCAAAAGGUUCUCUAACACCUUGAAAGAAUAUUUCAAGGAGGGUCAACCAACAACAGUCUUCCUCUCCGCAACCUUCCUCAUCCACCAGACCAACAUGGUCAUGAUCACCGUCAAGGACAAGUGCGAGUAGAUCAUGAUCAACGAUCAGCGAUCAAGAAUUUGUUAGGUUAAGGAAGUGAAUGUUUGUUGCCAAUCGUCACCUAGUUAGUUUUCAGCUAUGUUACUUAAGUUGGGAGUUUAUUUAUUAAAUUUUUUAUUUUUAUAUUUUUUAUAUGUAAUUUUUUCAAAUUCUAAUUUCAAUGGGAUAUGAAAAAGUUGACCUAGAAAUUAAGUUUUUGAUUAAUGUAGUAUAUUCUAAUUUGUGAUUUGAUUUAUUAGUUUUGUGUUUUCCAACUGAACUUGAUACUUGAAGCAUUCAGAAAUAAAACUUGCAUUUAUUUCUUGGUUUAAAGAUUUUCAAAAUUCAAUAAUUCAUUCAUUAUUAUUCUUUAAACCGAAUUCCCAACGUUCUGUAGGAAUUGUGUUCCCAAAAUUUUCUUAAAUUAUUUAUUAUUUCUAUUUUUGUAGCUGAUAAAAUAAAAUUUUAGACUGUUUAUUAGACUCUAUAGAUAAUAUAUUGUAUAUGUAUACUUGAUUAAGAUAGUUUUAGCUC